GGGCCGCGGGUUCGAGGCCGGGUCCCGCGCGGGGAGGCCGUGCCACCCCGGGGGAUCUGCCCGGCGGCGAGUUUGCCCAGCAGCCGAAAGAAGGCGGGAGCCGGCGGGGGCCCUCGAAACCUCCUGGCAACCCGGGCGCGGAGUCCCCGGGGAGCGGCUGCUUCCUGGGACGCCCUCCCUGACGCCCCCGCCGAAGGGUAGCGGUUCUGGGCCCCCGGCCGAAGGCGCCUCCGGGUGACCCCCGGCGGGGCCCUGCGAGCCGCAAGAGCCGACCCCGGGGCCUCGAGCGGGGAGGCAGGGGCUUUCCGGAGACGCGGGGCCCGGGGCCGAAGGAGCCGGAGCGCGGCGGAGCGGAGCCGGGCCUCCCGGGCGCGGGGCAGGGCAGCGCUUCGGCUGGAGACGGACUCGGGGACCCUCAGGUGCGGGGGCCUCAGCGACCUGCCCCCGGGGGCGCGCGGCCGCGGAGUGGCCUACAGGGGACCCUCCCCCAGAGGGGCCGGCCCGGGGCGGGGAGAUGAACGGCUUUAGCACGGAGGAGGACAGCCGCGAAGGGCCCCCCGCCGCCCCCGCCGCCGCCCCGGGCUACGGCCAGAGCUGCUGCCUCAUCGAGGACGGCGAGCGUUGCGUCCGGCCCGCGGGCAACGCCUCCUUCAGCAAGCGAGUCCAGAAGAGCAUCUCGCAGAAGAAACUCAAGCUGGACAUCGACAAGAGCGUAAGGCACCUGUAUAUCUGCGAUUUCCACAAAAAUUUCAUCCAGAGUGUACGAAAUAAAAGGAAGAGGAAGACGAGUGACGAUGGUGGAGAUUCUCCUGAGCACGACGCUGACAUUCCUGAGGUUGAUCUGUUCCAGCUGCAGGUGAACACUCUACGACGUUAUAAACGACACUACAAAUUGCAGACCAGACCAGGCUUCAAUAAGGCCCAGUUAGCAGAAACUGUCAGCCGACACUUCAGGAACAUACCUGUGAAUGAAAAAGAGACCCUGGCCUACUUUAUCUACAUGGUGAAGAGUAACAAGAGUAGACUGGACCAGAAGGCAGAGGGCGGCAAGCAGCUGGAGUGAGGGUGAAGCAUAUCUUCAAGGAACGAAGUAUAAUGCUUAGUGCACAGGUGAUAUCUGCUCCAUUUAAGCCCAGAAAGACUGUUAAAUUUAUUGUAAAUAAAAAAGUUUGAAUGAUGAAUACUGUAAAUCUUUUUGGUCAGGAGGAUUAUAUUCUCAUGAUUCAGCAUGUGUAUACAAAGACUUUCUUUUAAGGCAACUACUGGACAAAAAAAACAAGAUCAUAAAAAGAAUUAAAGAAAACUAUGUAUUGCAGCAUUCAACAAAGCAUUAAGUCUAGAAUUGAACUGGAAAUGUGGCAUAAAAAAUAUUUUGGUAGUCACCUUGUUGUACCACACUGCCACGUAGGGGAAUAGCCCUGGACUAGCAGCGAGGUGCUGUUGACGGUGGAGGUGCAUGAGCAGACCAAAGUCUGCUGGGGGCGUAGUUGCCCCGCUUUGUUGCAAGCCUUGUCAUUUAUCAGCACAUCAGUUUGACACUGGUCUCCCUCACUGGCUCUGUGCCUUGUACACAGGAGGUACUCAAUCAGUGUUGUUGGCUAAUUGAGCUGUCACUGCCAGUGCCAGCCUUGUAACAUCUGCUUCACACCUCUAGUUAAUGAGACCUCUGCCCUUUGUGUUGCUCACCACUUAACUUCUAGAGUGUGGAGGAAAUCCUGAUGCACCAACAGGAGGUUUCAAGUCAAAUGAGGACUUCAGGGCAGUCGCAUUUGCCAAGCUAUAUUUGUGGAGGUUCCAGAAACACUAAUGCAGAGACCCUCAUGAGAGAUGUGGCCCUUUGCACACCCCUCUGUACUUCACUCUUUGGGGUGAAAUUAUGUAUCAUGACUUCAGCCAUUCUCCUGGGCCAUAAAUGCUUUGAAACAUGGAGAUGUUUAGUGGUUUGGGGCUCAUGUUUUCAGAAGUACUAAUCCUUAGUUCACACCACCCAAGAAAGCUGCCAAGGACCAUGUGAUUCCUGCUCAGAAGUCCAGCUCUGGGAUAGAAAGUCUGUCUGACCUUGAUCCCCUGGGCUCUUGGGGGUCAGCAGCAAAUCAUGGGUUUGAGCAACAAAGGUCAGUGCCAUCUGAUGUUCAUUUUGUGAGCAAUUUGCCUCCCUUUUAGGGGGAAAGAUUACUAAAAUGAUUUUUUUAAGUAUUAAUAAUUACCUGUUUUUUUAUGUUCAAAAACUCAGAUUCCUCUAUCUAAUUAUAUCAGAGCCAGAGUAUCCUUUGAAAACAAAGCUUUAUGUCCAAAAGUAUGCUUUUGCAAAAUUUUCUAAUCAGUGUUGGGGUGCAGAGGGUGUGGAUAGAGGGUGGGAGAAAAAGAAGAAAAGGACUUGGAUUCCAAUUUCUAACCAUCUUGACAUAUUCUGUGGUCAAAAGUAUCAUUUUCUUGCUCAGUUUUAAUUCUGAGUUCUUACUUAAGCCUUAAAUAAUAAAAGGAGCAGUGGACAGCCUGGCCUGGCAGGGAGUUUUAAUGUCUCAUAGAUGGCUUAAUCUGAGCGUCAGCACAGAGAAGUUAGAACAAACGUCCCCACUGAGCAGUGUGGUGGAGUGUCCGAAGGUCUCGGUUCUGUGGAGCAGAGUACCAUGGUUUCUGUGCACUGGGGACACGGCCACCACUCUCACUAACGCAGUGUGUUCCAUUGCUGCAGAGCUUUCGCCAGUGUUCAAAAUGCAUGUCUAGCAGAUUGCAGCCUUUUUAAAUAUAUAUAAAUGAAUGUACAUAGAACAUACUCUAGACUAUGAGGAGAUCGUAUUUUCGUACACCUGGCUGUGGACAGCAUGGCAAGGUGCUCUCUGAGUGUUCUUAGUCAUUCAGAUUCAAUGUGUAUUUAGAGAUUGUCUCACUACUUCUAGCUGAGGGAUGUUGAUGUGUAGACAUCAAGAAGCCUCAAAGGUAUGCGACUUAUAUAGAUUUUUUUCCUGAGAGACGGAGUUAGAAAGGCUUUGAAGGAGUCAAACACCAAGCCUCCUUUGUCAGGAGGAGGGUUUUCUCAUUGGGGUGGAGUUUGGGGGCAGAUGGGGCCUAUAGGUUAAGGCAUAUUGGUAACCUGCUCUCUAGAAAUGUCCAUAUCUUAUUGAGAAAAAACGUGUAUCUUGCUAUGUUUAAACCAAAAUUGUGGAUGUGUAGGUCAUGUCACUGUUUCUUUAAUGGCAAAUCUGUUUUCCCAGUUGCGAGACAGCAGUACAUUGCUAUACAAGAAGAUGUGGUGUUAGGAUCCAUCUGUUCAAGUGUGUCUAAGAAUGCUCUUGUUCCAAAGUGAAGCCUGGGGCAACUUGCCACCUUCAGCCAGAUGCUGAGCGCAGGUGAGUCCCAGGCCAUCUUUCCUCUAAAGAGAGGUACUUUGGGAAAUCGGAGGUUGUGGGUAUCUUUUCAGCCUUUGAAAACAUGUCAGGUGAGAAAAGACAAAGCUGUCUGAACUUAUGUUUUUCUCGUGUGCAGAAAUCUGUUCUUUCAUCAACCACUAAACCACUUGCCUUAGCCUCUUCUGCAGUUUCCCAUGGCUUGACCUGUGGGCAGGAGACCUGCCUGUUGGAAAUGGCCAGGCCCUCCAAAGCGACUGGCUCUGGCUUCAGGGAGCAGUGGGGUUUGGGGAAAGCAGUGUUCAUCCUGGCCGCCUGCAUUUUCAUAUCACCUGUCAAGGACUCUUGCGCUUCUCUCCACCCGCAACGUUGCAACAUUGCCUUCUCUCCUCUUGGUGCUCCUGGGUAAAACUGGAGUUCGCAGUCCAGAACUGGCAUUGUCUUCUUGAAGAGUACGGUUCCUGCCUCAGUCCCGGCCUGGUAUGGGUCUUGCAUACGCCCUGAAGGUUGUCACAUGGAAACGUCAGUAUCCUGCCAUUCAUGUUGCUUUGUUUUAAGGUUUUUCAAAAACAAGUGGACAAACUUUAUUUCAACGAACAAACUCUUAGGUUGGCAACAGCAUGUGAGAAAGAUCAUAGCUGAAUCCCAUGCAAGAUUGAAACCAAAGGAUUCAAGACCGGUGUUGUAAAAUGAAGAGGAAUUUCUCUUAUGUAUUACAGCCACCAGGUUGCUAGAUGUUCCUGUCGUAGCUAAGUAUUCACUGCUAGCCUUCCAGAGAACGGAUAGUAGUAACUGUUUGCAGCUGGAAUGUUGCAUCGAACCUUGGCGUUUCAGCUGUUUAUUUUGUGGGAACUUUUUUGUUAAUAUCCUGAAGGACAGCUGCCUGGUUGGAGAAGGGAGAAAGCAGGAGAGGGAACUUACUCUGGGGACCAGAGUUAUGUGCUGUGUGGAAAUCAUCUGAAGGCUCUGUCAUUACAAUGACAAGAUCUAAAAGCUGGGAAAGGGUCUUAAGUCAUCCAGUCCAGUCUCCCCAUAGGUGCUGACUUUCUGCCUACAACUGUCCCACCAAGGGAUUGAGCAGUCUGGGCUUAAACACCUCUGAGGACAGAGAACUCACUACCUCCUGGGGAAGCCUGUUCUAGCUUUGUAAACCUCUGGCUUUUCUGUGUUCUCUGUAAUUUCCAUCUUAGUCUCUGCCCAGUGGGGCCCACCUGGAACAAGUUGUUCAUCUUGGCCAAGGACCUCAUUGCUGGCACUGUCCCAGGGCAAAGCGUUUGUCUUCUGGAAAGGAGCAGGCAGCAGAUAGUCCUGACUGUCCUCCCCCUGAGUAUUGGUCCAUUUAGGUCCUUGUUGGAGAAUGUCGAGGGAACCCCAUCAGCCCAGUUAUACUCGCUUGUUCGUGCUGAAGCUGAUGGGGAGGGAGUUGGGGGGGGGGGCAUGCUGUCAGCCUGCUGAAAAGUACCGUAAGACAGAUGAGGCCUUAGUUCUGUGCUUGCCCCACAAAAACUGAUGCUCACAUCACUUAGGAAAAUUUUAGCUAGAAAAUUUAAAAUAUUAUCAUUGCUCUGUGUGGAGUUUAAAGGUUCCAUGGCUGCUGAGGGCUUGCACCUUAAGAUUCCUGCAAUAUUUCAUACAUUGUUUUUAUUGGGAAAAUCUUAGCCAUUUGGGGGCGUGGGUCGGGGGGACCACAUGUCUCAGUGUCAGAGAAGUGCCAUAUUUUCAAGCUGGAAAGUUCUUUAAGGUUGCUGUUGCCCAGUCAUUCAUUUUUAGAGAUGGGGAAACUAACAUUAAAAGACUUGCCGGAGUCACCUGGCAUCUGGAGAGUAAGUAACCUCUCAUCCUCCUGGCCUGUCCAGCGCUCUCCUCAUUUGCCAACUUGCAGCGAGACUUUACUCCGGUCUGAAGUAAGCUGCCCUCAGAUUCUUGAGACCUUGCAACUGAGCAGAGGUUUCCAAGGCCAACCUGCAGAACUCAAGGUUGUGUGAAAUGAUUAGGAAAGCAGUCAGUUGAGUUUUGCAAAACAAAUGGGAGGGGAGAAAAGAACUAGCCUAUAAUUUAAGACCAAGGUUCAAAAGUCCUAGCAGGAGAUGUAGUAUUGUCUUAGAAUCUAAAUUCUCACGAAAUGGGCUUGUUCUGUGAUCUGUUGGUCAGACUUCUGCCUUUCAGGUUGUCCUUUGAGGCUCUGUAAUUCAGUUGGCCCUGACUUGGACAGACACAGCUCUGUGGCCUUGCAAUUUGCAGCCUCCCGGUCCCUGUUACUGAGCUGGGCAGUUGAACUGAAGGACAGGUGAGCUCAGAUCAUGCCCUGGGAAGCAUGGGGCUUUAGGGGUGCCUUUUUAUUCCUUUUAUUUUAUUACAGACUGUUUCCAAGUGUAUGGUUCGGAAGGGUAAAGUUGAUCUGACAUUUUCAGGUGGAAUCCAGCCCGGGGCAAGGUGGGACCUUUUCUUAAGGUAGGAAUGUCUACAAUCAGUUAUUUCAUCUAGCUUGCAUCUUAAAACACAAACCCUUCAGUUGCUUUCACUUAACACAUCUUUGCCAAUGACAGAAGGUUGUACAGGAUCCCUGUUUUACACAUCUGUUAUCCGCUACACCCAUCAGAGUGAUUUGGGGUGUGGGUUUGUUUGUUUUCCAUUUUGUAACUGCCUUAUUGAAAAGCAAGUGCCCUUCCAUUCCAGGCCUCCUCAUAUUGUACUUGUUUCCUGCCAAAUUUGGGGGAUCAUUUGUAUUUUAAUUUUGUAAUCUAUGGCUCUGUACUGUUGAAAGGCUCUCGAUUCUGUGGAGUCUCCUUAGUAUGUGUGUGACUUUUCAUGUUGCGGUAUCACACAGAUAGAACGGCCCGACUUUGCUCUUAAUAAACGAUCUGAAUGAGUAAUGAGAGACA
Molecule: messenger RNA, 6229 nt
Organism: Diceros bicornis minor
Lineage: Eukaryota; Metazoa; Chordata; Mammalia; Perissodactyla; Rhinocerotidae
Gene: SAP30L
Product: SAP30 like
Exons: 4
Coding region: 515-1063 (182 amino acids)
Biological process (GO): regulation of DNA-templated transcription
Cellular component (GO): histone deacetylase complex
Molecular function (GO): protein binding; transcription coregulator activity
Source: RefSeq, a predicted model, not a curated record